Molecule: messenger RNA, 2117 nt
Organism: Nelumbo nucifera (sacred lotus)
Lineage: Eukaryota; Viridiplantae; Streptophyta; Magnoliopsida; Proteales; Nelumbonaceae
Product: receptor homology region, transmembrane domain- and RING domain-containing protein 2-like
Source: RefSeq, a predicted model, not a curated record
UACAUGUGCUUUGUGUUUUUCGUUACUUCUAGCUGCGGAUAUCGAUAUAGCUCCGGAGUCCGGACUAUUCGUGCCGACCCACGAAGCUCCUCUUCCUCCCCUCCUAGAAUCAUACCUUUUUCGCCCGCUGAAAAUUGAAGAAAUAUUGAUCAGAAGGAGAAGAAGCAACAUGGAAGCUGAUGUUUUGAUUGACAAAGGAAUACAUAACAGAAGCUCUUUUUGGUAUUAGUAAUCUUAAUAAUCUCAUACCUCCAAGGUUUCAACUCGUGGGCUUGAUCAGGGAUUGGAGAGUUUUGAGAGUUGAAUUGAGUUGAUUGUGAAGUUUUACUAUUUUGGGUGUUUUUUGGUCUUUGUUUGCGUCUGAUAUUUUGGUCGAGAUGGGUCUGGUAGGUUUUACGAAGGGAGAUUCUAUAGGGGAACUGGGAUUUUCCCUUGUGGUGUCAUACAUUUCUCUUUGUUUAAUGGUGUCGACGGUGACGGCGAAUGUGGUGUUGAUUGCGAACAAUGUAACUAUGUCGUUUGCUGACACUGAAGCUAACUUUGCUCCGACGGUCAAGGGAUCAGGUGAGUGUGGGAACAUACAUGUGGCGGAACCUAUUGAUGCAUGUCUACCGUUGACGAAUGAGGUUGAUACAGAAGAAGCUACAAGGUCUCCAUUCGUACUUAUCAUAAGAGGUGGAUGUACCUUCGAGGAGAAAGUCAGAAGAGCGCAAAGUGCAGGGUUUAAGGCAGCCAUUGUUUAUGACAAUGAAGAUACUGGAGUCUUGGUUGCAAUGGCAGGAAAUGCAUCAGGUAUUGAAAUACAUGCUGUGUUCAUCUCCAAGGUUGCAGGUGAAGCACUAAAGAAGUAUGCUGGUUCUUCCAACAUGGAGCUUUGGAUCAUUCCAACAUUUGAAAACUCAGCAUGGUCUAUCAAGGUCAUCUGUUUUGUUUCCUUACUGGCCAUGUCUAUUGUGCUUGCCACUUGUUUCUUCAUUCGUAGACACCAUGUAAGACGAGAAAGACCUCAUGCUCCUCGUGUUCGGGAAUUCCAUGGCAUGAGUAGUCAUUUAGUGCAAGCAAUGCCGAGCUUGAUAUUCACAACAGUGUCAGAAGAUAACUGCACUUCAAGAACUUGUGCCAUAUGCCUUGAAGAUUACAGUGUUGGCGAGAAACUUAGAGUGCUACCAUGUCAUCAUAAGUUCCAUGCCUUUUGCAUUGAUUCUUGGCUCACUACGUGGCGGACAUUUUGCCCAGUCUGCAAGCGUGAUGCUAGGACAAGCUCAGGCGAUCCUCCAGCCUCUGAGUGCACUCCAUUGCUUUCAUCAAGUGCAGCUUCUGUCACAUCCUCUGCUAGAUUUUCAUCUGCCAGAUCGUCAUUUGUAUCAUCUUUAGCUAUGGCUUCAACACCAUCACAGUCUCCAUCUGUUUCACGCUUUUACUCCCUCUCUGCUAUUCCUCAUAUAGAUGAGUCUUUCAUGUCUUGUGGCAACUCUCCUUCCAUCAGUUUAAGCAGAAGCUCUGUAGACCUCAGGAAUGUAUCUUCCCAAAGAUCUUAUGCCUCUCGUCUAGUUUCAUUUCACUCCUUGGGCUACCGUUCUUUAUUACCUCUCAACUCAAGAUACACAUCACCAUAUGUUCCAAGUUCGAGCAAUGCCUAGCAAGUUUUGUUGAGCCAUCCAGCCACCAUCACUAUCUGGAACAUUGCAAUGAGUCAGCAGCAAGCCUUUCUCCUUUUGCUUCUGCUUAAUCUUUUCCGGGAUUUUGAUGCCUGGUUCCACCAUGUUAUGGAAAUAUGAAGACUAGCAGAUAAUCAUUUCCUUUUGUAGAAUUCUCAGUUGCAGAUUCUGCUCAAAUCUCCCAUCAACUUCUAGUAGAGCCCCUCUAGGUGCAACUUCCAUGCAUGUUCUCUGGUUUGACUGCCUGUAUGUUUUUAUUCCCAUAUCAUGAAACACCAUUACUGAAAUGAUUUUGUAGUGAGAUUCCAAAGGGUUUUUUUUUUUUUUCGUUUGCUGUUGAAAAUUAAUAUUUAGAGUGCUGACGUAUUGGGAUAAAAUGUUGAAACUGUAGUUAAAUGUUAGACUGAAAACUUUUAUAGAGGGAGCAUUGAAAUCAGCUAGAAGCUGAUUUGGUUAAAA